AUGGUGGUGCCAGACAGCGUCAUCUGGUGGCUUCCCACCUUACAGCCUGGAGAAACUCCCACAUUGACCCAUGAGACAUUCAAAGCACUGAAGCCAGGUCUUUCUGCUUAUGCUGAUGAUGUUGAAAAGAGCACUUCAGGAAUUCAGGAAUUACUGGAUGUUGCUAAACAAGACGUUCCUUUUGACUUCUGGAAGGCCACCCCCUUGGUCCUCAAGGCCACAGCUGGUUUACGUCUUUUACCUGGAGAAAAGGCUCAAAAGUUACUGCAAAAGGUGAAAGAAGUGUUUAAGGCAUCGCCCUUCCUUGUAGGAGAUGACUGUGUUUCCAUCAUGAACGGAACAGAUGAAGGCGUUUCAGCGUGGAUCACUGUCAACUUCCUAACAGUUUAUCUGUUUAUUUCAGCUGAGGAUGGAAAGGAGUUGGUCAGCCCUUGUUUGUCUCCAGGUUUCACAGGAGAGUGGGAACAUGCUGAAAUAACAUACAGAAUUUCAGGACAGAAGGCAGCAGCAAACCUGCACAAGCUGUGUGCCAGCAGAGUAUCGGAAAUCCUUCGAAACAAAGUGCACAGAACGGAAGAAGUGAAGGAUGUGGAUUUUUAUGCUUUUUCCUACUAUUACGACCUUGCAGCAAAUGUUGGCCUCAUAGAUGUGGAGAAGGGAGGCAGCCUCGUCGUAGGAGACUUUGAUAUCGCAGCCAAGUAUGUGUGCCGGACGGCAGAGACCCGGCCGCAGGGCAACCCCUUUCUGUGCAUGGACCUCACCUACAUCAGCCUCCUGCUCCAAGAGUUUGGCUUCCCAGAGAACAAAGUGCUAAAGCUGACUCGGAAAAUCAACAAUGUUGAGACCAGCUGGGCUCUGGGGGCCAUUUUUCAUUACAUCGACUCCCUGAGCAGACAGAAGAGUCCAGCUUUGUAGCAGCCAAGCCGCCCCUGCCAUCCUCACAGAAACAGCUCCGUCUCCACGGGAACAGACCUUCGUGAGAAUAGACCUUUGUGGAACCCCUUGAAAUGUUGGGAGGAAGCCCGUGCUUAGGCUGCCACCCUUCUCCCUUUGGCAUUGCAGACCUGCCCCUGGACAGACAGAGGGCUGCAGCGUGACCCAGGCCCAGCGCCUCCUGCCUUGGCCCCACGUGGACAGUGAACCAGACAGGGCAAAGGAUACAUGCCAGGGCUGGGGUGAUGCAGCCACGCCAUCCCCGACCUGCCCCUGUCUGCAGGGUUGGAGUGGUUAUAACGUGUGUCUCUUUGAGGGGAGUCUUGUUUAUCUCCCUGCCUCUGUCCGGUCCCUCCUCCCAUCCCCAGAGCAGACCUUCACCUUGUCCCCAGAGACUCGGCGGGGAGGUUGUACAGGCCCCUCUGGCUUCUCUCAGGGUGGGCCAGGUGGCAACCAUCGUGCCCUCUGGGACAGGGGGUCUGGCAGAUUUGAACGUGUUUGCCGCCUUCUAGGAUGUGGAUGUGUGAGGUCAUCCAGAGGUCUGUUGUUUCAGGUUCUUAGAUGGCGUGGAGCUAACCGACAGAGUUGGCCCUUUGAAUAGGAAGAGGGGCUGGGGGAAAUACCUCUCCUGCACCCCAGCCUUACAGAGGAGGUCUGAAUGUGAGCUUGAACUGCUUAUAAUAUUUAUGGCUGUGCUGUGUGAGUGACGUCUCCGUCGUGUGGUGCUGAGUGUUUGUGUGGCAGCAGUGUUCUGAGCCCCAGUGGAUACAUCGCUGCCGUGAGCCGUUUGCAGCUGAGCAGUAUUGAAGACGCACACCACCUCCUGUGCGUCAGGCAGGCUGCAGUCCCUGCAACCGUCUUCUGGCUCUGCUGGGGUGCAGGGCCAUGCCCAUCCCCUGGGGGCUCCACAGGACACGGGCCCAGACUCCUGCACUGGGGUGUGAGCUCUGUGAGACCUGGGCCCCAGGGUCACAGUCGUUCCCGGCGGUAAAUGUGUGGUACAUGGAAUAAGCUAAACAUCAUGUGUUCCACUCAAAAUAAAGGAUUUACAAGGG
Messenger RNA from Ailuropoda melanoleuca (giant panda), 1988 nucleotides. It is a transcript of the gene ENTPD6, whose product is annotated as ectonucleoside triphosphate diphosphohydrolase 6. The transcript has 12 exons. Gene Ontology annotation, cellular component: Golgi apparatus. The coding region runs from base 1 to 915 and encodes 304 amino acids. Gene Ontology annotation, molecular function: hydrolase activity. The record is from RefSeq and is a predicted model, not a curated record. Lineage: Eukaryota; Metazoa; Chordata; Mammalia; Carnivora; Ursidae.